AUGCUUUAAAUGUCUUGUACCCGAAAAAAAUAAAAGUAACGAGUUAUGCGGUAAAGAAAUUACAUGUGCCGCAAAAGCUCGCAUUAGCAACCUUAUAUGACACUUAUCUAGAAAACACGCGGAGCUCCUCAUAACGUUAGAAAAAGAAAAGUUAGAGAAAAUAUUAGAAGAAAAGAAUAAGAACCAAAAAAAUAUAGUCAUCAGAGGCAGUAGUUCACAGCAAUCCAUGUUAAAGUGUUUUGUACCGCAGCAAAUUAAUUUACAUAUAGCAAAAGAUGAAUUUUUAGAAGCCUUAAACAAGCUGGUUUUGGUUGAAGGACUUUCAUUCCAGGCGUUUGAUCGAGAACCUAUUCAAAAGCUUUGCGGAAAAGUUGCAUCUCAUUAUGGAUUUAAAAUGAAUAGAGAUAACAUGAGAAUUCAAAUUAGCGAUCUUGCCAAAAAGCAUCGCGAACAAAUCAAAAAUAAAAUAUCGAAAAUGUUAAUUUAUUUAAAAGUCGAUUCUACAUCAAGGCAUAUGCGCCACUACCUUGGUAUAAAUGCGCAAUACUCGAACAAUGAUGAAAUUGUUGUGAUCAAUCUUGGCACCAUAAAUACGAAGGGAAAACAAACGGCGGAAUACACUAAAAAAAUUAUUGAAAAGUGUUUAGAUAAGUUUGGAAUCAAUAAAACUAAUAUUUUAGGCCUCAGUGUUGACAACGCGGCAGUAAGUAUCAUAUUUUGAAAUUCAUCUAUAUUUUUUUUAAAUGAAGAAAAAGUGUAAAUUCAAUGAUU
This is a messenger RNA of Hydra vulgaris (swiftwater hydra), 771 nucleotides long. The record is from RefSeq and is a predicted model, not a curated record. Lineage: Eukaryota; Metazoa; Cnidaria; Hydrozoa; Anthoathecata; Hydridae.